AUGGUGAAAUCGGCUUCGUCCCCUUCUUCCUCCCCGGUGACCAUCACGGUCUCAUCGGGAGGGAAAGGAGGAGGGAUCAGAAGCAUGGGCUUAACCAGUCCAGUUCCGCGAGCUUCGGUUUCAAACAGCCAGAAUUCUCCUCUCAGCAGCCGAGGAAACCGACGGCUUUCGAGCGGUGGAAAGUACUGUUCGAUGUCGAAGGAGGAAACCACCUCCACCACGGAGGAACUGAACUCCGACUUUGUGAGUUACACCGUGCAUAUACCACCUACUCCUGAUCACCAGCCCAUGUCAGCUUCUCAGACUAGUCUCCCCGAGGACUGUAAGAGUGCCGGAAAGCCUGAGAGGAGCUUCAUCUCGGGUACUCUAUUCACAGGAGGGUACAAUUCGGUCACUAGAGGACAUGUUAUUGAUUGCUCAAUGGAAGGGACGGAUCCAGCAUUGAAAUCGGGACUAAUUUGUGGGAUGAAGGGUUGUGAUGAGAAGGCGAUUCAAGGGAUGAAAACGAGGAGGGGUUUAUGCGAAUGCGGGUUCAAGAUUUGCAGGGAUUGUUACUUGGAUUGUGUUGGAAGUGGAGGAGGGAGGUGCCCUGGGUGCAAAGACUCUUAUAAGGAAGUUAGUGAUGAUGAUGAAGACGAAGAUGAUGAUGAUGAACCUAGGUCGGAAGCAGAGGACCAAGCCUUGCCAUUGCCUUCUAUGGCAGAGUUUAAGCUGGAUAAGCGACUUUCGGUCGUGAAAUCAUUUAAGGCACAACAAAACCAUCCGCCAGAUUUUGAUCACACCCGGUGGCUAUUCGAGACUAAAGGGACGUAUGGGUAUGGGAAUGCGCUGUGGCCUAAAGAUGGGUAUGGGGUUGGGUCUGGGACUAACGAGUUUGAACACCCUCCGGAUUUUGGAGAGAGAAGCAGGAGGCCUUUGACAAGAAAAGUGAAGGUUUCUGCAGCCAUUCUCAGUCCAUAUAGAUUACUUAUUCUGCUACGUCUUGUCGCCCUCGGUUUUUUUCUUACUUGGAGGAUUCGACACCCAAAUCGCGAUGCAAUGUGGUUGUGGGGAAUGUCCACAGUUUGUGAGACUUGGUUUGCUUUUUCGUGGCUUCUAGAUCAGCUCCCUAAGCUCUGCCCUGUAAACAGAGUUACUGACCUCUCUGUUCUUAAAGAGCGGUUCGAAUCUCCAAACCUGCGCAACCCGAAAGGGCGGUCCGACCUUCCGGGGAUUGAUGUGUUUGUUUCCACGGCAGACGCAGAAAAAGAACCCCCUCUUGUCACUGCGAACACCAUUCUUUCGAUCCUCGCCGUUGAUUAUCCGGUGGAAAAGCUCGCGUGUUACUUGUCCGAUGAUGGCGGCUCUCUUUUGACAUUUGAAGCUCUUGCCGAGACUGCCAGCUUUGCGAGAAUUUGGGUUCCUUUUUGUCGGAAACAUGGGAUAGAACCAAGGAAUCCUGAGGCAUAUUUUGGGCAGAAGCGCGAUUUUCUUAAGAACAAAGUACGGCUUGAUUUCGUAAGGGAGAGGAGGCGGGUGAAGAGAGAGUAUGAUGAAUUCAAAGUAAGGAUCAAUUCCUUACCAGAGUCUAUACGACGAAGAUCUGAUGCUUACAAUGCGCACGAAGAGCUGCGAGCAAAGAAGAAACAGAUGGAAAUGGGGGGAAGUCUCUCUGAACCUGUUAAGUUUCCUAAGGCUACUUGGAUGUCAGAUGGUUCUCAUUGGCCUGGAACAUGGACUUCAGGAGAGAUGGACCACUCAAGAGGGGAUCAUGCUGGUAUUAUUCAGGCAAUGCUAGCUCCACCCAAUGUAGAAUCGGUUUAUGGUGCAGAAGCAGAUGCGGAGAAUUUGAUUGACACAACAGAAGUUGACAUUAGAUUGCCAAUGCUGGCGUACGUGUCUCGAGAGAAGAGGCCAGGCUAUGAUCACAACAAGAAAGCUGGAGCCAUGAAUGCACUUGUGCGAACCAGUGCAAUCAUGUCAAAUGGCCCAUUCAUUCUUAAUCUCGACUGUGAUCACUACAUAUACAACUCCUUGGCUCUUAGGGAAGGAAUGUGCUUUAUGCUGGACAGGGGCGGUGACAGGAUCUGUUAUGUUCAAUUCCCACAAAGGUUUGAGGGUAUUGAUCCGAAUGACCGGUAUGCAAAUCAUAAUACGGUUUUCUUUGAUGUGAGUAUGAGAGCUCUGGAUGGGCUACAGGGUCCAAUGUAUGUAGGGACAGGCUGCAUUUUCAGAAGAACUGCACUCUAUGGGUUUAGUCCUCCCAGAACCACAGAACACCAUGGAUGGUUUGGUAGGAGGAAAAUUAAGUUGUUUCUGAGAAGAUCAAAGGUGGGAAAGAAGGAAGAGAAUGAAGAGGUAAUUUUGCCAAUCAAUGAUGAUCAUAAUGAUGAUGAUGCAGAUAUCGAGUCCUUGCUUCUUCCGAGGAGGUUUGGUAACUCUAAUUCUCUGACUGCAUCUAUCCCAGUAGCAGAAUACCAAGGAAGGUUGCUUCAAGAUUUACAAGGAAAUGGUUACCGAGGCAGACCUGCUGGUUCUCUUGCCGUUCCUCGUGAGCCUUUAGAUGCUGCCACUGUGGCAGAGGCGAUAAGUGUUAUUUCUUGCUUCUAUGAGGAUAAAACUGAGUGGGGCAAAAGAGUAGGAUGGAUAUACGGUUCUGUAACAGAAGAUGUGGUAACUGGUUAUAGAAUGCACAACAGAGGGUGGAGAUCAAUAUACUGCGUCACCAAAAGGGAUGCAUUCCGAGGGACCGCUCCAAUUAAUCUGACAGACAGGCUUCACCAAGUACUUCGAUGGGCAACAGGGUCCGUUGAGAUUUUCUUCUCAAGGAACAAUGCACUGUUUGCAAGCUGCCGAAUGAAAUUCUUGCAAAGGGUUGCAUAUUUCAACGUGGGAAUGUACCCUUUCACAUCUUUGUUUCUCAUAGUCUAUUGCUUUUUGCCUGCAGCUUCUCUCUUUUCUGGGCAGUUCAUAGUCCAAUCCCUCAGUGUGACCUUCCUGGUGUUCUUGUUGGCCAUCACCAUCACCUUGUGCAUGCUUGCAAUUCUUGAAAUUAAAUGGUCAGGUAUUAAUCUCCAUGAUUGGUGGCGAAAUGAACAGUUUUGGUUGAUCGGUGGAACAAGUGCCCAUCCUGCUGCUGUGAUACAAGGAUUACUGAAGGUUAUAGCAGGAGUUGACAUCUCUUUUACAUUGACCUCUAAGUCUGGCACUCCAGAUGAUGGAGAUGAUGAAUUUGCAGAUCUAUAUGAGGUUAAAUGGAGCUUCUUAAUGAUUCCUCCAAUCACAAUCAUUAUGGUGAACAUGAUUGCAAUCGCUGUUGGAGUAGCAAGGACAAUGUACAGCCUGUUCCCUCAGUGGAGCAAGCUCCUCGGAGGGGUGUUCUUCAGCUUCUGGGUGUUGUGCCAUCUCUACCCAUUUGCCAAGGGGUUGAUGGGAAGGAGGGGAAGGGUUCCGACCAUUGUCUUUGUCUGGUCAGGAUUGGUCUCAAUCAUUCUUUCCUUGCUUUGGGUGUAUAUUAGCCCUCCUUCUGGUAAGCAAGAUUACAUGAAGUUUCAGUUCCCUUGAAUGUCCUGGGCAGCUGUAAAUGCAGGCAGCCACAGGCAACAGAAAUGAAGUUCCUCCAGCUUCAUAUUGUAGUUACGUUUUGUUAUUUUCUGCUUCAUUCACAUUGAAUUUACUUGGCUUGUACUCUGAACUAUAUAUUUCUGAUUGGACCAAGCAUGGCACCCCAUGCUCGGAUAUGUUGCACCACUAGUAUAGUCGAUUGUUCGUACUUUUCUGGUCUGGAUUGAACAGAAAUGAAGUUCCUGAGCUUCAUGUUGUA
Juglans regia (Persian walnut) is the source of this 3802-nucleotide messenger RNA. Its product is annotated as cellulose synthase-like protein D5. Gene Ontology annotation, cellular component: trans-Golgi network; plasma membrane. The record is from RefSeq and is a predicted model, not a curated record. The transcript is spliced from 3 exons. Gene Ontology annotation, molecular function: cellulose synthase (UDP-forming) activity; mannan synthase activity. The coding region runs from base 1 to 3543 and encodes 1180 amino acids. Gene Ontology annotation, biological process: cellulose biosynthetic process; plant-type primary cell wall biogenesis. Lineage: Eukaryota; Viridiplantae; Streptophyta; Magnoliopsida; Fagales; Juglandaceae.